Talaromyces rugulosus is the source of this 1104-nucleotide messenger RNA. RefSeq lists its product as uncharacterized. NCBI's taxonomy places the organism in Eukaryota, Fungi, Ascomycota, Eurotiomycetes, Eurotiales, Trichocomaceae. The transcript has a single exon. The record is from RefSeq and is a predicted model, not a curated record. Bases 1 to 1104 code for a protein of 367 amino acids. Gene Ontology annotation, molecular function: acyltransferase activity, transferring groups other than amino-acyl groups.
AUGGCGGACACAGAAACAGCGUUUGUCAUUCACAACGACAAUGCGCUCCAAACACUCGUGCCCUCUCUCGAGCGUCUUCUACCGAGCUCUACUCCUCUUUUAAGGCGCAUUCAAUAUGAUAUUGCGCAUCCGCGAGACACGGCAUAUUACCUAGCCAGCAGCAAUCUUGCACCACAGUCGCCGGGUGAUGAUAAUGGGCCGUGGAUUGCGGCGUAUGUAGACUUGUUUGCGGCUCGAGAGACCCAGGUCUGGGUCUAUUCGAGUCUCGAGGCCGAGGUUGACAAUGCCCACGACGAUGACAAACCACAUAUAUCCACGUUCUCAUCCAUCAGUACCGAAAGACAGGCCGUUGCACGGAGACAAGUAUGGGAUCUGUUGCAAUAUAUCAAUCGUGAAUUGAUGCCGGCCUUUGAGGCAUAUUACCACAAAACCUUGGCAGCUACAACAACAACUUCUACGCACAAGGUCCUACCACCGCACAAGCCUCCGGCCAUGCUCCUGGGCACUUUGCACUCGGGGCUCAUUCAGCUUCUUUCCAGUAAUGAUUCAUACACAAACGCCACGUUUCGACCAGGCCUCAAGGUUCAUCGGUACGACGUGACGCCGUAUGUGAAAUACAUCUUUGAGCCGAGUAUCUUCCAGACCGCUGGCGAUGAAGAACAUACGCUUCCUCGGGGUUAUCGCUAUGGAGAGCAGGGGCUGUUACCGCAGCAUGUCGAGUUAGUUCGGUCUCGAACGCAUAUUCCGCGUGAACCGCAGACGCUACUGAGUAUGCCCAGUGUUGUGAUAUACCAUGAUGCCUCUAAAGAAAUUGGAGAUGAGAAUGGACCGAGUCCAGUAGCAUGGGGCUUCAUGUGGCUUGACGGCUCUCUCGCGACGUUGCACGUCGAGCCUGAGCAUCGCGGAAAGGGGCUGGCCGUGCUACUAUCGCGAGAGAUUAUGCGGCGAGGCAUGGCCAGCGGCACGUAUGGCCCCGCUGGGCCGUUGGCGUAUACGCAUGCAGAUGUUGCGCUGGAGAAUACGGCGAGCCGGAGGGUGAUGGAGAAGGUUGGCGGGCAGAAGCGGUGGAGUGUAACGUGGACAGUUGUUGAGGUUGUGCAUUAG